Guillardia theta CCMP2712 is the source of this 741-nucleotide messenger RNA. RefSeq lists its product as hypothetical. The coding region runs from base 1 to 741 and encodes 246 amino acids. NCBI's taxonomy places the organism in Eukaryota, Cryptophyceae, Pyrenomonadales, Geminigeraceae. The record is from RefSeq and is a predicted model, not a curated record. The transcript is spliced from 2 exons.
AUGUCCUCGACGGCGACGAUCAGCUCGCAUGUGCAGCAACAAGUUGCCUUGCUGGCUUCUGCAAGUGAGGUGCAGCUGCAGGUCAUGGUGUCUAAGUUUCUUGGCUAUGGCAUCUUGGUUGGAUCUCUGUUCCUGCAGGUCCCUCAGCUCCUCCGCAUCCUCCUCUCUCGCAGUGUCGUCGGGCUUUCUGCAACCGCGAGGUACAGCGAAGUUCCGAUCAACAGCAGCAGCGUCAUCUACCACUUCCUCCUCGGGUAUCCACUGGCUUGCUAUGGAGAGAACAUCGUCGUCCUCAUUCAGAACUUGAUCGUCGUCGCGCUUAUCUGGGCAUGGAGGACGCCGAGGGUUCCAGUCCGAGAGAUGCUGUUUUGCACCUUGUCCUUCGUCGUGCUCUGUGCAGCUCAACUCUCGCUCCCCAAGGAGCUUCUCCCCUGGCUCAUCUACGUCAACAUCCCAUUCAUCUUCGGCUCGACGGUACCUCAGAUCCUGGCGAACGCGAGGCAGGGGCACACAGGGCAGCUCUCGAUCCUCACGUGCUUUCUAAAGCUGGUCGGAUGCUGCGUCAGAAUCUUCACCACCAUAACUCAGAUCGGUCUUGAUCCCGGGCUGCUGCUGGGCUACUUUGCAGGCGCGAGCAUGAACCUGACGCUGGUCCUGCAAGGUUUCUACUACCGCGAUGCGACAGCACAGCUGAACGAGGAGGAGAGGAGGAAGAGAGAUGCAGACAAGAAGUCGAUAUGA